AUGGGCAAUGCAUCUAGCCCCCGCGCGGCAGAGGCGGAGUUCCAGAACAGGAUCCAGUCCCAACUGCAGGAGUUUAGGGACUGCAAGAUACGGGAGCUUAAGGACCGGAUCCAUGGGUUGCGAAAGGAUUUUUUGGACAGGGCCCAAGCCCUUCACCAGGACUUCCGGCUCUGGCGCGAUGGGCGUAUAUCGUUGUUCUACACGGUCGACGACGAUGAGUUUCGUAUUGGAGAUAUCACGCAGCUUGAAAGUGAGUUCGAGGCCAGGGCCAUUGCCAUUGGACGCGAGUUCUCGAACUCGUUUGAAGGUCAAGCUGAUGCAAGUACAUACGCUGGCGAGCUUCGAGCUGAGUUACACGGCAUAGCCACUCAGACCGAAGGUGAGCCCCCGCUGGAAGAUCAGCAUGAACGCGAACUUCGUGACUUCAACCUCAGAUGUGAACGGCAUUCGGGGCGCUCUCACAAUCCACUUGUGCGAGAGAUCGGAGGUGCCGCCUUGUCGCUCUUGCGGAUGUUCGUGGUUGGGAGCGAAAGGCUUGUAUGGGCGUUCCACAAGGAGCGUCGUCGUCGAAAAAUGCUCCAGCGCAGCAGUAGGCAACUUGCAGGAGAGUUUUUGGACAUGGCCAUUCGGCUUCAAGAGUCUGUCGAGAGCAACGCAUCGAUGUUCGACGAUGAUGGGCAGCUGAACAAGCAGCUUGUGCAAGAGCUCUCCGACGGGGCCGCUCAGCUUUGGCGGGAGUUCCGUGACAGAAGCGAGUUGCUUCUACUGGAGUUCCACUCCGGGAGCGAGAGGUUUAUAUCGAAAUUCUGCAGCCAGGUCAUUCUUGACAGAGUUCUCCAGGAGAGCAGGCAGUUAGCGACAAGGCUUCUGGUCCCAGUACCGGAAUUCCACCGUGUCCAAAACGAUGGCCAUCCUUUGAAGUUGCUUCAAGCCGAGAUCAAGAGGCUUGUACACAUGUUCGAGUACAUCACUCGUGUUCGACCAAAGAUCCGCACUUUACCUUUAUGGGAGAACGCGUGCGGACACAAUUGUGACGCUCGCACUGGCGUCGGCUUGUGGGUCGUCAUUGCCGUGGGCGUCAACCGGGAAAAGGUACAGCAUGCGGAAGAUGAAGCUCGCGAGUUCGCGGACCUUGGUGAUAGGCAUGGCUUGUGCGACGAAAGCAGGUCGUUUAUCUGCACCGGCGGAAGCAAGGAGGACGUUCUCAAUACCCUCAAGCGUGGCAUAGCCAAGCUAAAGUUGUUUCGCAAUGCCAAGCUCAUGAUAUUCGUUGCUGGUGAAGGGCAUGCAACGUAUGACGCGGGCGCCCUGUUGGAGGCGAGCGACUCUGACCCAGAAUUGUCCAAAACAUGGGUUCAGGUGGAGACUGAGGUGCUUCGCAUGCUUCAGGAACAGGAGAUCUUCAAGGCAGAGGUGGUCAUGUUUUUGAGCCUUUGCCGAGUGUCGUUCACUCCCCGCAGAGUGGAUGAUGUGCCGGACCAUAUAGACGAGCCUCUGCCAACAAGUCCGGGCAUACAUUGCGUGAAAAUCUACGGCUGCAAGUGGAACCGCCAGUUGGAAGAUUUUUCGUUCAUCCCGAGGGCGCUGGAAGUUUUCUUGGUACGUGGAGCUGCGGAUGUUUCCGUGCUAACGACAUGGAUGUUGCCUGAUCUGUAUUGGUUGACCUUGCGCAAAGUAGAGAUGGAUGUCGUGGAAGAUUGUGCACCAACACCAACCCAUCCCAUUAUGUUCUUCGCUGCACCUAAGCGGCCGUGGGUUCCACUGCAGCCGCCCUGGAACGAGGAAGCGAUUGACGAUCUUUGCGACUCAACCUUCCUGCUUGCUCGACAUAUCGGUUUUUUGGCUUGCCAUGCACUGGAGAAGCACUACCUGAAAGCGCGACACGAUGUGCUUCGCAUUGCCGAAAGGCUCCGGGGCCUAAGCAGUGUCCAGCGAGUUGAAGAUUUGAACCUCGGCGACCUUCCCCGUGACGUGCUGGAGCCAAUGGCUGAUGCAUUGGUCAAGCAUGUGCACGAGGAGGAAGCCGAUGUCGACCCGCACCAAGUUGUCGAGGAAGUUCGGCGCCUGGUGGACCAGCUCCAGCAGUACCUUUCAGUAUAUACGUUGCAAGAGCUCUGUGAAGACUACGAAGACUACGAAGAAGCACAACAGCACCCGCAGCAUCUGACGGCUUUCGUGGCAAUGGGUGUAAGCAGCCGAAGUGCGCCUGAGCCUCCAGAAAGGAGGCAGGAGAUGGCGCACGAAAUUUUCAGGCUGGCCGACAAGUACAAAAUUCCUGUUGACCGUUUCUACAUUGGCCCAGGCAGCCUCUGGAUACUGCUUCAGUCGGCGGUGCCCCUGCCGCGGGAGUCCCUCCUUCGCUUCGGGGAAGAUCUGUCGAAAUGCUUCCAGCAGUACGCCAAGACGUCCCUGCGCUGGCGCAGGGCCUCGCCCUUCAAACGUGCUCCACUACCCAGUGUGCCAGGCGACCGCGCAAGGCUAAAGGCACAUGUUCUAGGCAGAGCAAAUUACCAAGCAAGGCUGUGA
This is a messenger RNA of Symbiodinium natans, 2526 nucleotides long. The record is from the annotation of a GenBank genome assembly. Lineage: Eukaryota; Dinophyceae; Suessiales; Symbiodiniaceae.